Messenger RNA from Xenopus laevis (African clawed frog), 3307 nucleotides. RefSeq names its product TBC1 domain family member 15 S homeolog (gene tbc1d15.S). Bases 129 to 2138 code for a protein of 669 amino acids. The transcript is spliced from 17 exons. The record is from RefSeq and is a predicted model, not a curated record. Gene Ontology annotation, cellular component: cytoplasm. Gene Ontology annotation, molecular function: GTPase activator activity. NCBI's taxonomy places the organism in Eukaryota, Metazoa, Chordata, Amphibia, Anura, Pipidae.
UCUAACCUGCUGACGCUACCCACGUGCCUCACGAAAUGUCACUGCGCAGGCGUAUUUUCUACUGUCUGGGUCCAAUGUUUGGCAGGCACGUGAGUGGCGCGACGUCAUCAUAAACAUUCGUAGGAAAGAUGGCGGCACCUGGCCAAGGAAAGGUUGUUUAUGAUCAGGAAGGGGUGUUCAUACAUUCAUCUUGUGGAAAGAUCGAGGGGCAAGACACUUUAAUCCCUGGAAUUUUAUGUGUAAUAGAAAAGGAUGAGGAAGUUGUAGUAGACUGGCGACCACUAGAAGAAACACUGGAUUCCUCUAAUAUCCUUUGUGCUGUAAAGGAUUCAAGCUCGGUUGUAGAGUGGACUCCAACUACAAAGGAGAGGGGAAUGCAUUUAACGGAUCACCAGAACAGUUAUGAAGCAGAGUGGGAUAUGGUCAACACAGUGUCUUUUAAGAAAAAGCAAUUUACAAAUGGAGGUGUUCAGAGUCCCCUAAAUAGCCAGAGCAAAUGGUCAUUCCUCUUCAACUUGGCAGACUUGAAGUCAAUUAAACAGAACAAAGAAGGCAUGGGGUGGUCUUAUUUUGUUUUCUGCUUGAAGGAUGAUGUUGUCCUUCCAGCUCUUCAUUUCCAUCAAGGAGGAAGCGAACUUCUGCUUGAGUGCCUAGCGAAGCAUGUCAUCUUUUGUGAAUCUGAGCAGGAUGGCAGAAUUCUUUUGGUCAAUUGCCAGAACAAAAGCCUUUCUCAGUCUUUUGAAAACCUUCUGGAAGAGUCAACAUAUAAUUUAUAUCAAAAAUUAAAGAAAGACCCAUAUACUGCAACCAUGGCUAGCUUUUCCAAAGUUACAAACUACUUGUAUGACACCAUACGAGGUUCUGAUCCUGUUACUCAACAAAGGCCACAUCAGGAAAUGGCAGAGUUUUUGGGUGAUGCAAUCCAAGAUCUAAAAAUAAACCAACAGGAAGAAUCUGGAUUUGAAGUAAUAACUCGUAUUGAUGUUGGAACACGCCCAGAAGUUCAUCGAACAAAUCCUUUGUCAACAGCUGAAUGGGAAGCCCAUGUAGACCAUGAAGGAAGAAUUUGUAAUGUGGAUCACAUUAAGAACAUGAUUUUUAAAGGGGGUCUUUGUCAUGCCUUAAGGAAAGAGGUUUGGAAAUUUCUUCUGGGUUACUUUCCAUGGGACAGUACAAGAGAGGAACGAGCUCAAUUGCAUAAAAGAAAAACAGACGAGUAUUUUCGAAUGAAACUUCAGUGGAAGUCAGUCAGUGAAGAACAAGAGAAGCGAAAUUCCAAACUCCGAGAUUAUAGAAGUUUAAUAGAAAAAGAUGUCAACCGCACAGAUAGAACAAACAAGUUUUACGAGGGUCCGGAUAAUCCAGGAUUAAAUUUACUUCAUGACAUUUUAAUGACAUAUUGUAUGUAUGAUUUUGAUCUUGGAUAUGUGCAAGGCAUGAGUGACUUGCUUUCUCCUGUUCUCUAUGUUAUGGAGAAUGAAGUAGAUGCCUUUUGGUGCUUUGUAUCAUACAUGGAUCAAAUGCAUCAGAAUUUUGAGGAGCAGAUGCAAGGAAUGAAGCUGCAGCUAGUUAAUUUGAGUACUUUGCUGCGGUUACUGGACAGUGGUUUCUGCAGUUACCUUGAAUCUCAGGACUCUGGAUACUUGUAUUUCUGUUUCCGGUGGCUUCUUAUCAGAUUUAAAAGGGAAUUUAAUUUUCAAGAUACUCUACGAUUGUGGGAGGUUAUAUGGACAGAUUUGCCUUGUCAGAAUUUUCAUCUGCUUAUUUGCUGUGCUAUCCUGGAAUCAGAAAAACAAAUAAUAAUGGAGCAACAUUUUGGAUUUAAUGAAAUUCUUAAGCACAUCAAUGAACUUUCCAUGAAGCUGGAUGUUAAUGAUGUUCUGAGUAAAGCUGAAGCAAUUUCUUUGCAGAUGAUGAAGUGCAAGGAUUUACCACUGAAUGUUUGUGAUGUUAUUGGCUUAAAAAACAAUGGUGUUGCAGGACCAUAUGAAACAACAAAUGAAGAAAGCCGUGCCAAAAAACAUAAAAAUGCAACACCUCAGUAUGUCCCAGUGCCUGUAAUUGCUGCUAAUGGAACACAAAGUGCUGCAACCCAUGAAACUUUGCCAAACAGUUUUCACACACCAACUUCUGCCUAAUAACACUAGGAACUGUCAAUCGAGGGAAUUUUCUGAAGAAAACUCACAUGAACAGGUUUUGGAGCAUUCCGAACAUUUUUAUCAAGCAGCAACUUUUCAUGAAAGCUUUUCAAAAAGAAAGAUAUGAACAAAUUAUUUUUCUAGAGGACACAACCCACCUCGGUUCUUACUCUGUCAUUCCUUUAAGCCUUUCAGUGAUAAAGCAAGUUUACAUUGUAAACUGGAAAUAUUUAUUUUUGGUGGCUUACAUGACAGCAAUUGAGAAAAACCAACUUGAAGAUCACAAGUUUUAUAUUGUAUUCCUAAAAAAAGUGCAACAAGCUUAAGUUUUGUUUAUAACUGCUGAUAAUGUUUCUAUAUGUUGUAGUAUUAACUUUACUGAUAGCUGUGUAUGUUUAAGGAAAACUCAACUACAUUUUUUUUUUUUUUUUAAAUCUCAUUUUGCAGUGUUCAAUAGAGUCUCCUAUAAAAUCCCAGAGGAAAAUACAUGGGGAUAAUAGAUAUAAAGUAUACAAAUAAUACAUAGAACAAUUACAAUGCAUAAGUAUUUCAUUACAAGAACAUUUCAGAAGACAGAGAGCCUAUAAUAAUUUCCUAAUUCUACUUAUAUUACUCAGUUUAAUUUACCCUUGCCUUUCCCAUGUACAUUUAUACACACACACACACACACACACACACAUAUAUAUAUAUAUAUAUAUAUAUAUAUAUAUAUAUAUAUAUAUAUAUAAUGUUAAAGAGAUUAUAUAUUUUGAGCAAAAUAUUAAAUUAAACAUUUAUUGUAACCAAAGAUCAUUUGAAUAUUAAUACUUUCAGUUAAUACUCAUCAUUGCAAUAUUUUCCUGCGUUAGUAAAAAAAUAAUGGCUAAAUGAAACGAUUUCCAUUAAGCACAGUAAUAUUUUCUUUCUAUGAUGCAUCCAAUGCUGCACAUAUUGCUGCAGAAUGGUGUGAGAACAACAGAAAAAACAGAAUAGUUACUUAAUUUAACAAGUUAAUCUUACACUGGUCACUUAAUCAGAUGUAUUUAAUACCGGUAAGUGGUGCAUUUUCAGAAGCAUUCAGUGCCCUGCAUGAUUUCUGGUCAUAUGUUUUGGAAGUAAAUCACUAAAUGUAUCACUUGUACAGUAAAUUCUGUAAAAAUUAAAUAAAUCUGUAAUGAUUUGUACAGAUA